AUGUCUGGCAUACAGAAAGCUGUUAUUAUUACUGCGCCCAAGACGGCAGAGCUCGUCACAGAUCACCCUGUGCCAACUCUCCUGGAUGACUAUGUCCUUGUGAAAACUGAAGCAGUUGCCCUGAACCCCACGGACUGGAAGUUUGUGGCUAACAAUUCCCUUCCCGGUUGCCUGGUUGGCUGUGACUAUGCCGGCGUGAUUGAAGAGGUUGGCAAGGAUGUCAAGAAGGACUUCAAGAAAGGCGAUCGCGUGUGUGGUUUUGCCCACGGCGGCCACAGAUUGCGCCCCCAAGUCGGGGCUUUUGCCGAGUACAUCCUCGCCAAAGGCGAUGUGCAGAUGCCGAUUCCCGAUAUUCUUAGUUUCCAGGAAGCCGCCACACUAGGCGUUGGUACCGCAACUGUUGGACAAGGCUUAUACCAGAGCCUAAAGCUUGCAUUGCCGACCUCGCCGUUGACAAGCCCUGAGCCACUCCUUAUCUACGGUGGUUCCACGGCGACCGGUACACUGGCUAUCCAAUAUGCGAAGCUAUCAGGGUAUAAGGUACUGACGACAUGCUCACCUCACAAUUUUGAAUUGGUCAAAAACCUUGGUGCCGACGAGGUAUAUGAUUAUAAGGAUGCCACAACAGCAGCUGCGAUUCGAGCUGCAACAGGUGACAAACUGAAGUUUGUUUUCGAUACAAUUUCCACACCAAGUUCUGCGGGAUAUUGUGAAGCUGCGCUGUCCACUGAGGGUGGUGAAUAUAGUAGCUUAUUGAGGAUACCGGUCGCUCGCGAGAAUAUAAACAGUCGCGCGACUUUGGGAUAUACAAUCAUGGGCGAGGAUUUCAUGCUUGGUCCUAUGCGCGUCCCGGGUAAGCCUGAGGACUUUGCCUUUGCGCAAGAGUGGCUGCCACAGGCAUUCAAGUUCCUAGCCUCGGGUCAAGUUAAAGUGCAUCCUUUGAAGGUCAAUCCGGAUGGCUUGAAGGGUGUCCCUGAGGGGCUGAACUUGAUGAAGGAGGGUAAGGUUAGUGGUGAGAAGCUUGUUUAUAAUGUCUCGGAGACUCCUUAG
Penicillium malachiteum is the source of this 1050-nucleotide messenger RNA. Its product is annotated as zinc-binding alcohol dehydrogenase family protein. Bases 1 to 1050 code for a protein of 349 amino acids. The record is from RefSeq and is a predicted model, not a curated record. NCBI's taxonomy places the organism in Eukaryota, Fungi, Ascomycota, Eurotiomycetes, Eurotiales, Aspergillaceae. The transcript has a single exon. Gene Ontology annotation, molecular function: oxidoreductase activity, acting on NAD(P)H.